UCUUCGAAUAAUGAGAAACAGAUCGAGAAUUUGAAUUUUUUCAAAUUAUUAAAAAAUCAAAAACAAAAUUCUACUCUUGAAACAUGUUGUAUGAUUAUACCUACACCUAUACUACCUAACUUAUUUUCGAAUCAUUUUUUAAAUUUUUACUUAUCUGGUUCAAAAUUUCAACUGUCAAUGAAUUGUUUCCACUUUUAAAAUGGACACAUCGUGUUUUGCCUUAAAAAUUCUAAAACGUUGAUUUUUGCUCUUUUUUUAAAUUUUACCUGCAAUAAUAAUAAUAUGAGUAUGAGUAAUCAUGCGAUGCCUUCAUACUGUAGUGUAUGUAAUUAGGUACGAUAAUAUCUGUACACACACUUGUGUUUGAUAAAGAAUUCACGUCACAGUCACCAUCUUGUGUGCAAUAUUUUUGAUUUUUCAAGGCAGAGUUGGGUGUAACUAUAUAUUCGAAAAUUUAAAACAUUGACGAAAUUUUCUCGUUCAAAAUGAAUUAUUCAGCGUUGCAGUUCUGCAUAUUUUGCAUAAUUAUAUGUGCAAUAUGCAUUGUUGAUGUAGAAUCAACAGACGAAGACAAAAUCCUACCCGUGAUUUUCAUCAAAAACAAAAAUAAAUAUUUAUAUCCAACGAACGUAGAAUCGAAUCUCGUCACCAAACAUCUUUCAUUUUCUGCCCAGAAACGUCCCAUGGGAAAAAUACACAAGAGAGAACGAUUUUUCUGCCCAGCUGAGACAAACGACGAAUUUGCUCAAAUUACACGAGGUUUAGGACUUUCCGACGAGUAUCCAAAACUCCACGAGUUCCAUAAAUAUGUUAGACAUAAUCAGCCAGACUAUGAAGAAGAUCUCAAAUACUUGAAAUUCAGUUCGUAUUGCUUAUUUAAGAAAAAAGUCUUUGAUAGAUCGCAAACUUGUCCUACAGAACCGGAAUUUGCUAUAAGAAGAGUCACUGAAACGAAAAAUGGUGAGACGAAAGAUGUCGCAUGUGGUGCGGAGGAUGCUGGCAAAAUGUACGAAUUUUUUUAUUUGUUAUGUCCUUCGGCCGGUUUAAAAAAUAAAUGGGAUAUUACUUCGCUGUUUCUUUAUUUCUCGGAUGAAGAAACAAAACAAUACAUCACUAACCUACCAUAUUUGACGGUGAAACACACCGCGUAUAAAUUCUGCUACGACCACACCAACAAAGAAACCAUGUACACCAAACACCGCCUAAGAUCAGUACAAAUGAUGUUUGACCCUCGACUUCAUUAUGAAAGAGAAAAACGUUUCGAUAUGGUUACAAAUAAUUACGAUAAAUUUUUUGAACGUGAUGACUUCGAAAAUAUUAAAAAUGCAUAUGAUGCGGUCGAGAAAUUGAUUGAAAAAAAAUCAAAUCCGGAAUACAAAGAUGUUGAUGGAAAUGAAGAAAUUUCACCAAUAUCUUUACAGUAUAGAGCUCAUAAACUUGUUUCCCCCACUGACUUUCCAAUGGCUUCAUGGAAGAAACCUACCUAUCAUUAUUUGAACGUUAAACCAAUGCAUAAGACAGUAUUGGAACUUUGGGAUAAGAUGGAAGAAUCCAUUAUAAAGCAUUUUCAAAAAUUGAGAAUUGAACUCGAUAUUUAUACAGGCACAUUUAAUACAAGAUCAGACGACAAGAAACCUGUAGGUUAUUUGUACAAAGAGCAAGUACAAAUACCCGAUACGUGGGUGAAAUUAAUUCACGACGCGGAUAAAGAAUCUGGAGAACGUUUAGGAGUAGCGGUAGUAAUGUUGAAUUUUGAAACUGAAAAUUCAAAUCUUGACUGCAAAGUAGACUUGUGUUGUUCGACUAAUACUGAAAGUGAAUUAAUGCAAAAAUUUAAAGGCACUGGCCAUAAAAUUUGUGUUGAAAGUAUAGAGGAAAAGCACUUGAAACUUUUCAAGUUGAAUAAGUUACACGUUAGUGGUACUUUGAUGAUCGGAAAGUUGAAUUAUAACAAAAAUACGUGAAAAAUGUAGUGAAAUAUGUAUAUAAGGAAGGAUUAUAGCCCUUAACGUUACAGUUAUUUUGUACAAACCUACCUGUUAUAUAAUAUACGUACUCAAUUUUAAGAAUAUUGCUGGAAAUACAUAAUUUUUCCUCCAUUUCAUCAACUGAAUAAUACACAUCUGUCUACCUAUUUCUUUUUUUAAAUAAAAUUUUAAACGACGAUUCACUACA
Messenger RNA from Planococcus citri (citrus mealybug), 2175 nucleotides. RefSeq lists its product as uncharacterized. Bases 486 to 1964 code for a protein of 492 amino acids. The transcript is spliced from 6 exons. Lineage: Eukaryota; Metazoa; Arthropoda; Insecta; Hemiptera; Pseudococcidae. The record is from RefSeq and is a predicted model, not a curated record. Gene Ontology annotation, molecular function: nucleic acid binding; hydrolase activity; metal ion binding.